Aplosporella prunicola CBS 121167 is the source of this 930-nucleotide messenger RNA. RefSeq lists its product as uncharacterized. The transcript is spliced from 3 exons. NCBI's taxonomy places the organism in Eukaryota, Fungi, Ascomycota, Dothideomycetes, Botryosphaeriales, Aplosporellaceae. The coding region runs from base 82 to 786 and encodes 234 amino acids. The record is from RefSeq and is a predicted model, not a curated record.
GUGACUGCCGUACAGCCAAGAAAUGACGUCCGCAUCGUCAUCGCUCAGGUACUACCUACCUACCUAGGUAAGAUAUUUGACAUGUCUGGCGUCACGGAAAUUACCAUCCUCCCUUUCCAGGCCGGUACGAACGCCCAAGACAAAGACAGCGACGCAGCAAAGACAUGGCGCCAGACCCUUGAGGUUGUUUCCCGCCAACCGGGCUUUCGGCGCAUGAGCUACGGUGUGCAGCUGGAGGACCCCGACAUAAUACAGAUGCUCGUUGACUGGGACUCGAUCGCCGCGCACCAGGCCUUUGUGGACAGCGACGCCUACCUCCCCUUCCACAAGAUCUUCGAGAAGCUCCUUUCCGCCCCUCCGUCCACGCACCAUGUCCGUUUCAGCGCGCCGCACGCUCCCUCAACCUCAGCAACGGUCACGGAGCUUGUGACAUGCUACUUUCCGUCAUCAUACAAGGGUGAUUUCGAAAGCGUGUGGAGCGACUUCCAGAGCCUCGCGCGCGAGCACGCCUCGGGGCUGGUGGGCAUCAGCUCCGGAUGGGUAGUUGAAGAAGUGGAGCAUUGCAGCUUGCGGGACGACGGGAGCGCGGGGAGAGGGCGGAGAGGAAGCUUGUCGGGCAGCGACAAGCCAUGUCCAAAGGGCAAGGCAUUCGUUUGGGCCAUGGGAUGGGAGAGGGUGGAGGCGCACAUGGGGUACCGGCAGACGGCGUGGUUCAAGGCGGGCAUGGCGAGGCUACGGGAGCAGCCGCGGGGGAUCGAGAUGCACCAUGUGAGGUUCAGCAUGUAGGUAGUCGAGAUACAGUGUCAGGAUUGGUUUUGGGUUUGGGCGAUCUGGCGGGUUUGCGGCGUUCCGGUCGCCGAACCAUGACCGGGUGGAGCCGAAACAAGCCGCUUCAGCCUCCAGCGUCUUCAGCCUUAAGUUGCGCCGGAC